Mya arenaria is the source of this 11242-nucleotide messenger RNA. RefSeq lists its product as uncharacterized. The record is from RefSeq and is a predicted model, not a curated record. The coding region runs from base 287 to 8650 and encodes 2787 amino acids. NCBI's taxonomy places the organism in Eukaryota, Metazoa, Mollusca, Bivalvia, Myida, Myidae. Gene Ontology annotation, cellular component: plasma membrane. The transcript is spliced from 43 exons. Gene Ontology annotation, molecular function: serine-type endopeptidase activity; protein binding. Gene Ontology annotation, biological process: proteolysis.
CUUUCUGAAACCAAAUGGGCAACCGCAAAUCGCAAAAUCGUACGCAGAGUGUAACUGACAUAUAUUAAACAAUAUUUUUCUUCGCUAAUAUCUUGCGUGAUUGAGAAACAGUGCACAUAAAGGAAUAAUUUAACCAGGAUUCAAUAGAAAGUUUGGGAUACACGAACUGUGAAGGCGAACAAGAGGAUAAAGAUAACGAGACGGGUAAAGAAAGGAAUAUAUGUCACAAACAUGUAGUGUGAGAGAAGGAAUAUUAUUAAAUUGUGUUUGUCGUGAUACAUGAGCAAUGGACGUUCAGCAUUUUUGGCUAGCGCAAAAUUGUGACAUAGUGUUUUCGGACCAAAAUGGAGGGAUUAGGCAACGAAAACAACGUUAUGUUCAGGCGGGAAAACGUUAUGGGAGGAGCAAGUCCAGCGGGCACGGGUCAAGAGCUAGCAGCAUCAAGUCUGGGCGAUCGUGCAAACUUUGUCAUAGGGCGUCUUGCGUGGAGCAUAAUGACUUCCGGUACCACAGGGAUAUUACCUGUGACUGUGACCGGAUUUUUACAGUAGAAGAUCAAACAGAGGAACACAAGAACGAUGUGUUCAAAGUUGGAUAUACCUCAGACGCAAGGGUGUGCAGUGACCAAACAUCUGACCAAAAGUGUAAACCAUGUAGGACACAAAGCAAACGAAAUGCGUCGUGUCAGAACAGUGUGCAACAUGGGUGUGUGAAUGACUCGAGAAGCUCAGUGAGAGUGUCUAAGUCGCGAUGCAGAUACGUUCUUGCUGCUAUAGUUGGGCUACUGGUGUUGGGUCUCUCAGUUGGUGCGGCUGUGAUAUUAGCUUUCAAAGUGUUCGACGCUGGCGAUCGGCACAAUGGUACAUUACGAUUAACAAAAGCAAAUGGUACAAACCUUACUACAGAAACUGAGUUUUGGUGGCUAGAGGGCUCUCUUGAUCUCAAACAGGACUUCCACCAAGAUCUGUACCAUCCCGAAACCAAGUUAUAUAAACAAGUUGCAGAGAGCUUUACAACGGAGAUUAACAGAAUCAUCAGGAACAGCCGAUUUUCCGCCGCUUAUGUUAGAAUAGGACUUCUAGGAUUUAGUCCAGGAAGUAUAAAAGUCCAGUUCAAGACACAGCACAACGAGAUGUAUAAACAGACAGCAGAAACUAAGCCCGACUACGCAGAUGCGCUUGAACGUUAUAUCCGAGAUGUGGCACGUAAUUCUAAACUACCCAUUGAUGGGGACACGGUACAUUUGGACGUGUCCCUUUCCCUUACUGACGAAGACAAAACAGCAUACAUACCACAUUUGCUCGAUUCUGGGACUUCAGUGCCCGCAUCUGUUACCAAAUAUUCAGGAAAGGACUAUGGACUGGGGCCUUCUAAGUUGACAUCACUAGAGAAAAAACAUCAUUUAAAUACAAAGAAACGUGAACUAUUUGAGUCUUCUUUACCCGAAGCAGAAACAGUAGGACAUGAACAUAACCUGUAUUCAUCGUUUGAACAAAUACUGGAAACUAGUAGUUAUUUAAGCCACGUCGUGAAUACUGAUGGAAGUAGGAAUGUUAUACCACCGACACCUUCACUCUUCACAAUAACUUCGACUCCUAUAUUGGAACUUACUACCUCAAUCAUAGUACAGGAAACGAAUUCCCAAGCUAUAACAAAAGUUGAAACAACUACAUUAAUGACUGCUGGAAAUCCAUACAAUCCUACCUCAAUUUUAAUAACCAAGGGAUCCGAUCCAACAACGAUUGAUAGAAACAAUAUCGUACCAAGCAGUGUCUCCAGGGAGGAAGUACAUGAGAAUAGUUCAGAAAUAAAAAUGUACAGCACGAAAAUAACACCAAGCAAAACUGUCAAUAUUUCCGAGAAAUAUUCUUCAUCGCAGGCUAUUGAAUUAUCCAGGAACAAUCAUACUAUUAUUGGUGAUGGAAAUACAACUGGUAAUGGCAGCAAUAAAACUGGUCAUGUCGGAGACACUGGCGAUGGCGAUGUAACGGGUGAAGGCAAUAACACAAAGGUAGCAGUAUCAACGGUAUCUUCCUCAAUACUUCAGAAGGAUAUCACGUUAUCCACAAACGCUCCUUCAUUUUUACCAUCGCCUUCGAGCAGUCCAGGGCGAAUAAAUGAAACAGAAUCUGCAAGAGCAGAGUCACAGACUAUACCGUACCACACAUCAACAAGUAAACUGAAUAAAGAACGACAUACGGACAAACUUGCAGUCAGUGGCCAUUCAACGGAGAUUGAGACACAUCAUGAAAAUGAAAAGUUAAGUUCAAAAGAUGUUCCCGAAGACCUUCAGCCAACAUUGUCUACCAGGGAUAUGUUUCCUAGUUUAUCAUCGACAGCAAUAAUGUCUUCAAUGAAUGAUCAAAAUCAGAACGGGAAAUACGUUAUGAAUAACGAUGCAUACAAUCAAACAAUGGCUCAAAACUUACAUUUGGAUCGAUUGAAAACAUCAUAUUUAGAAGAAACACGAAGCAGUAUUCCUACCAGCUUAUCGACUGAAAGAAUGCCACUGUCUACAGUAAAUGAUAAAAACCAAUAUAUACGACACGAUACGAUUGUGCCAACGAAAGUAGUAGAGUUCCAUUCGCCAGAAAGGAUGGUUUCAUCAACAUCAGCCGAGUUGGAAUCGUAUGUUCUAGAAACUGUUUCACACAAACCAAUCAAUGUGGGGUUGUCGUCUCAGACCAUUUUAAAUAUAGAGGAUAAUAGUGUGUCAAAAUCCAACUUAGACAGCACGCGUAAUGCGCCUCUGAACAUUGACGGAAGUACAUUCGUAGAGGAUAGAAGUGAAAUGAAUGAACCCAUGCUUAUUAAUGGGGUUAAUUCUUUGCCUUUUGAUGCCUCUAUAUCGUCCCUCCUUUAUGACAGUUUCAGUAGACAUGCAGAUACACAAUCAAAAUCCCAAGUUUAUACACGUACAACGGAAACGUCCGAAAGUAUAGAAAAUGGCAGUAUAAUCUACGCUCACACACGUUCGACUUCCUUCCACAUCCCUCAUUCGUCUGCGAUAAAAGAUCCUAGUCUUCUUGCAAGUUCGCAGACUGAAACAAGAGCGAUGUUCCAAACAAGCGUAAAGCAGGAAGAUAUUUCUACCGCAACAUUGAAACAAUGGCGCUCGGUUCAUCUUAAAAAGCACAUCAGCACAGUUGAUUUAAGUAGUGAUGCGACAGUUUCAUAUACGGAAAAGGGCAAAGACCUAAGGGAAAAUUCAACUGUUGAUAAGGUAUAUAUUAAUACUGCUGCAGAACUCCAAACAACGUCUGCAGGUUUGGCUGAUUUUAGCAGCAACGAAUAUUUAAUACCACCAACUGAACACACAAACAUGACAGAAAGAAUUUCUACCAUAACAACAGAAAGCAAGCAUUUAAUAACACCUGAUUUGAUACCUUCUGCAACCACAACCUUCGAAGAAAUACUGGCGACAAAGCCGAUUUCAGUUUUUACUACAGAGAAUAACAUUGUCAAAAGUAACUCAGAGUCACUAUCAACGAAUCAUGCUAUUGAAACGUUUUCAAAGUUGUCAAAUGCUAUUGUUGAAAAUAUUCCUGUAAAUGAAGUCAGUGAUAGUAAACCUGCUACUGUUUCGGACGAAUACUACAAGUUUAAUCAGAUAACGCGUGUUGAAGAGUUAUUAAACAAACCCGUUACUGAGCCAACUACCUUUCGUGGUAAAGAACACUCGAACAGCGUCGAAGGUAAUGCUAACAUUUACGGAACAGACAAAAAUACGAACUUGAAUAAAACACUUUCAACCAGCGAGUGCCGAGGAAAUGGAACGCAUGUAUCUGGGAAAUGGGUGAUGUCAACAGAAAUAUAUCAACAACCGUCUAAUGUCUUAAAAUCAGCAAAAAAUCUCACUGUUCAAACAAGCACAAAAGUAAAAAGCGGCCUGCAUGAGGAAAUUACCCAACCCACGACAACCCAUGUACAUGCUUUGGACGGAGAUAUAUCAACCAAUAUAUGCACUGAGUCGAUCGUAACGAAAGCUCCAGAUCAGCCACCUGUAGCCGACACAGGGAAAGAUGUAACAAUAACAUUACCAACUUCCACCGUCACGUUGGACGGUUCAGCCAGUCACGACGAUCACGCUAUCGUCAGUUACUUGUGGCAGAAGGUGUCCCCUGCUGGGGCAACUGUAGACAUGCGUGGAGCUCGGUCUGAAGUGUUAACAGUCUCCAAACUAACAGCGGGAGAAUACGUGUUCGGUUUGACCGUUACUGAUGAUCACGGACAACGUAGCCAUGAUACCGUCAAGGUUACGGUAAACGCAGAAUCAAGUUCGUCUUCGACAGGUCUAUGCGCGGCGGUGACUGUUGCUGUAUGUAGCUCAAAUGGCUUCACUCACACGGUCUUCCCGAACCUCAUCGGUCAGGAGAAUCAGACGGAGGCUGAGGCGAGCUUUAAUGCCGUCACUCGCAGUAUCAACAACCAACUGUGUCAAGAUCUGGCAUUCACGUACAUGUGCAGUGUUUAUUUUCCCGUGUGUGACCCAGCGACGGGGUACCAGAAAUAUCCAUGCAAGAAGUUGUGUGAAGAUGCAGUGAACAUCUGCGGGGACUACUUUCAUAAUCCGUUUCCAUGCGAGUACUUCAUGAACACAGACUGCGUUGCCAUGACAACGACAACACCUGCGCCGGCAACUACCACACCAAAACCUUCCUGUGAGAGAACCCUUCUAAAGGAUUGUCGCGCCAUCGGAUUCCUCUCUACACGUUUCCCAAACCACUUCUAUGAGCCUAAUCAGCAGGAUGCAAUAGACGCAUUUAAUGGGUUCUUUCGUGGCAUCAUUUCCGGCGCUUGCCAUAAAGAUGUAUUGUACUUCCUGUGCAGCAUUCAGUUUCCAAAAUGUGCAAAUGGUGUUCAGUAUAAGCCCUGCAGACAUUUGUGUCAAGAGGUGACGUCAUCCUGUCCAGAUAUAGCGCUGUUUUUCGACUGCAAUAGUUAUCCAGAAAUGGACUGCGUUAUCCCGCCAGCCAAGACAAUCGCUGCUCCCAGGACAAUAAAAAUAUGUGCACCGGACCAAUUUGAAUGUGAGAGAGUAAGCAAAUGUGUACAUAACUCGUACGUCUGCAAUGGAGCCAACGAUUGUGGCGAUUGGUCAGACGAAAUGGACUGUGUUUGUAACCAAUACCAGUUCCGUUGUGAUAUGGGGAUGUGUAUCAAAUCUUUCCAACGCUGUGACGGUACACCAAAUUGUCCAGAUAAUAGCGACGAGCACGACUGUGAUGGUUGUACCCACGGUCAAUUGAUGUGCCCUAGCGGAAAAUGUAUCAUGGCAGAGUGGCUCUGUGAUGGUCGUGCCGAGUGUGAGGAUGCGUGGGACGAAUCAAACUGUGAUACAUGCGGACGGAACCAGUUCAUGUGUAAAGACGAGCAUCGCACGUGCAUUCCACUGCGACAGAAAUGUGACGGCCACGUGGACUGUUCAGGAGGCUUCGAUGAAUUUGAAUGCAUCAGUGACGAGUACGGGAUGUUGCAACUCCCGCUACGAAAGGGGGAACUUCCGGUAUGUGCGGCCUCCUGGGAUGACCUUUACGGCAACUUCACAUGCGAUCUUCUGGGCAGAGGCUCCUAUAUAAACAAAACGGACGUGGAUUCAAACAUGCACACCCUGCUAAGUCUCUCACCGACCGGCAACUUUCCGUCCGUGCUUGGCGCCGUCAAAGUCACAUAUGAUUGUCCGGGAAAUAAAGCUGUACGAAUUAACUGUGAGCAGCAAUGUUGUGGGAAGCGUAUGGUUCCCAUGAGUCCCUAUAUAGUAAAUGGAGAAAAGGCCAAACCGGGAGCCUGGCCGUGGCACGCCGCAUUGUACUUCGGGAAUCAGUAUUUCUGCGGAGGAACCUUGAUAAACCACGAGUUUGUGUUGACUGCCGCGCAUUGUGUCGAACGUUACGAAGGAGAAUUUAGCCUGUUGACGGUGAAACUGGGUGCCAACAAUAGAGAAAGCAGGGAAACCACACAACGAGUUGUAAAGGUAGAAUCGAUCAAGUCACAUAAUGACCACGUGUAUUUUACGCGGAACGACAUAGCUCUUCUCCAGCUGGAGAGUCCCGUGGAAUAUACGCCCUACAUCCAGCCCGCUUGCCUGCCCGAGCCCGACGAGCCACUUCCGUUAUAUUCAACGUGUUUCACAGUAGGGUGGGGAAAAGUCAAAUGGGACGGCGAGUAUGCAGAGGUUCUUCAGCAGUUAAAGAUGACUCUCUGGGACACACAGAAAUGUAACAGCUCUAUAGCGUGGAACGGCGAGGUUUAUGACACAUUUCUCUGCGCUGGCUACUACUCGGGGAUAAGAUCAAUCUGCAAGGGCGACUCCGGUGGGCCCUUAAUAUGCCAGGACACUCAUCAGAAAUGGAAGGUAUGGGGCGUGGCAAGCUAUGUGGCUAACUUCUGUAACAUGACUGAGAGGCCUAACAUCUACACUGACGUCCGCAGGCUUCAUGGUUGGAUACAGAGUGUAACCGAGUGCAAGUUCCGCUGUGACAACGGCAAAUGUCUGUACAAGCGAGACUUCAUUUGUGACCGUGUAAACAAUUGUGGGGAUAACAGCGACGAAACAAGACUGUGUAAUCGGACGGUGCAGUGUAACUUCGACGACAAGUUCUUGUGCGGCUAUGAGUACAAAGGUUGGGCUGUGGGAAGCGACAAUAAACGUUCCAGUAGUACAGAGAUCGACGGGAUGCUCCACACAAUUAGCCACGCCCCACAGUUUGAUAAUACCCUCGGGAGGUAUCCAGGUCAAUUCUUCUACGGCAAACUGAAGACUGUUUCAGAAGCUCAGCUUCUUUCCCCACGGUUCACUGUGUACGGACAGACGUGCGUACGAUUCGCCUUCUACCUGCGUGGCAAGAUGUACAAUCAGAUAAGCCUAACCGUCAUGCUUCAAGAUUUCGUUAGGGGUACGGAACGGUAUCGCGAGUCGCGCCGAUGGCCACCAGUCAAUGCACUAGGAUAUGAGAGAGACGAAUGGCGAACAGGAUACUUUGACAUCAGCCAUGGAGAGUACCAGCUCAAAUUCAAAACUGGGGUGCUUCUUAAGUCUGCAGUUGACGAUGUGAAGCUCGUGCCGGGCAUGUGCGAGGAGACAUUAUGCGCUAGUGACGAGUUUUGGUGUCGUGGCAUUGGGGGAGAUUUGGACAAGUGCAUACCCCGAGAGUCCAACUGUAAUGUGGUGGUUGACUGCAAUAACUUUCAAGACGAGGAAAAAUGUACAGCAUCUCCCGAAAGCUACAUGUGCACGUUUGAGAACGGAAACCUGUGCGGUCUGCGACAGGAAGUAGGGGACGGUACGGACUGGUGGCUCGUCAACGCCUCAUUUAUCCAGAGAGAGAUAGACAAUCGACGCUUCCGGGAUCAUACGACAAACUCCAACGAAGGUCACCUGUUCUAUAUCAGCGCGUACGGGAUCCAAUCGAGCUCCCACAUCUACAUGUGGCAGUUGUUUUACCUUCACAGUGUCCAGUAUUGCUUCUCAUUCUACUACCAGAUGAGGGCGGACGUCUUCUUCAACAUAUACGUGGAUUGCAUUGACUGUUCACGUGAGACAUUUUUCGCUCAGCCGACAUUUGAGGAAAAGUGGACCCUCUUCCAACUAUCUUUACCUCAACGUGAAGUAGUCAAUAUAACUUAUGACGUCAUAGGUAACGUCAGGGAGAAUGUAGAUUACUUCCACGCAUUUAUUGCUAUGGACGACAUUCACGUCAAUCCUGGUCCUUGCCCUGCGUAUAAAUGUCCGGAAAACUACACGAAGUGUCGGACAACGGAUCGGUGUAUUCCGGACAGCGCGUUUUGUGAUAGGAAUGUCGAUUGUCUUGACGAAUUUGACGAAGUGAAUUGUGAAUGUCGUGAGGACGAGUUCCGUUGUGCUAGCGGACGGUGUGUGCCCCGGACUUUUAUGUGUGAUCGUACACCCCAGUGUCAGGACGGCACAGAUGAGGGGUCUGUUUGCAACGCACUUCAGUCGGUAAGCUGUACAUUUGAGCACCCGUACCUGUGCGGAUACGAGUUUAAGAAUAACACGGCGUACAAAUGGCGCCGUCACCAGGGACAGACGCCAACGCUUACCACAGGGCCUGAGUUCGAUCAUACAACCAAAUCGGACCGAGGCCACUAUCUCUACCCAGAAGCAAACGAAGGGAACAAGGGCGACAACGCGUCGGUUGUAUCCCCUGUAUUUACGACCGGAUAUCGCCAGUCGCUGGAGUUCUUUUAUCAUAUUUUCUCGGCCAAUCCAUUUGACACUAAAGCUGGGACGUUAAAGGCAUGGCUUACAGACGCUAUAACAGAAAAAGAGGUCGGUCCAAGUUGGAUGUCUGAUCCCAUGGAGCUAAACGACCGCUGGCUACGCGCAUGCGUGGAUUUACCUCCCCUAGCGAAAGUUCGUGCCUGGUUUACCGCCCUUCGUACCGAGCAAACGAUAUAUGGAGUCGACAUGGCGAUUGAUGAUGUGAAAUUAAACAACUAUAAAUGUGAUGAAGCACCGAAAAAUGUUGAGACAGCUGUUCAGCCAACUAUACCAGAAGGUCAAGGGAGCUGUGCCAGUGGCCAAUGGCAAUGUACAAACACGUAUCAAUGUGUGCCGCUGAAUUACCGGUGUGACGAUGAGGACGAUUGUCAAGACGGUACAGAUGAAGAUAACUGCGGGACGAACUGACGUCAUUAAUUCUUGGUGACUUGCGGAAGUGAAGUCACGAAGUUGUUUGCAUAGUUAAGGUUUGAAUUUCUGACGUCAUCAAACUUGAGCUAGUAAAGACAAGGAUAAAUGCGGAUGCCCAUUAUGGUAUCGAUUCACAGUUCGUUAUAGAGAAGUUGUUGUCGACAAUUAAAUGAUAAGAAAUUGAUAUGUAUUUAGCUUUUUGAAACUGAUCAAUUUCCUUCAACUGUUCGUAAAAGAUAGGUCACCUAAGACAAGUUUAUCAGGCGAAAUAUAUGGUCAUAUAUCAGCCAUGAAUUGUAAAAAGACUUGACAUGGGUCAGUUUCGAUGUACAUUUGUUUGUGAAGAAGGAAACACAUGUUGUAUGAGAAACACUAGUGUUUCACAUUGUUGAUUGUAUCAAGUGUAUUGAACUGUUUAGGCAAUAGCUGUAGAUUAGAUCUUCAUGAUUGUUAUCGUGUUUGUCUUUGUAACAAUUUCUAUUGAAAAGUUUUCGUUUUUGUUUCAUUAGUGUUAUGGAUUGUUGUUUAAAUUAAAUCCAUUCUUCUAAUAGUAUGUUCUUCCAAACAAAACAUUCAAGCAACAUUCUCUCUUGGGCCGUAUUCAAUAAGCAACUCCGAUUGAAAUUAAAUUUAAUAUUAGAAACUAAGUGUUUUAAUAGACCUGUAUAUUUAGCUGACCAAUAGGCUGAAUGUUAUCACUGAGGUCUAAGAAUAAGGAUAAAAUCAAUAUUGAAUACCGGCCCUUGUCAGAGAGCGACGGUUAGCCAAUAAAGAACUGGCAUUACACAUACCCCAAUGCUAGAUGAGUUACCCGCAACAACGCGCAACUUUUUAUUUCUUAAACUAUAUAGUUAGUGCAAAAUAACUAUAACGUUUCACUAGAGAGUUAAAUGUACAAACACAUGUUUUCGACUUCAUUUGUUUUAAAUGAAUAUUUAAGGUAUGCAAAAAAGUCAUAUGUUUCCGGUCGGUAUCCAAAAAAAAACGACCCUCGUGUACGCUGGGUGGCCGUUAACUCGUCAGGCCUCAUUACCGGCUGACGUAUGUGCCCUCGGGUCGGAUUUUUCCGGACCGGCAACACAUGGUAUAUCUAAUUAAUUUAUUGCUUACCUUCAAGUUGAGCAAAUAACAAUGGCAUUUUGUGCGAGUAACAUGUUCGGACGCAUUUGAAUCCUUGUGUACAUAUUCCGUCUAGUUAUUUCUCAUGUAUUCUGAUUAGUUUCGUGCUAUAUUUUAUUGCAGGACAAUAACAUUCUUAUAUCGGACUGUUUGCAUAGAAAUUGUUCUUACGAGUAUUCAGAUAAUGUUUCUUCUCUCUCUUCGACCUUUGGAUAAUAUUUGAUAUAUUUGGUAUUACAAAAUGUAGGUAAACUCACCAGUCGCCAAGUCAUUUUGUCGAGGGAUUCAAGUGAGGUUUGUCUGUUAAUCUACUUGUGCUUUCCUUUUUUUCCAAAAAAAAACACUAACGUUUAAAUAAUUGUAUUAGUUAAUGAAAGUUUGAUUGGCGACUGGCGAUAUUCUAUUGGUCAAUGAUGGUUUUAUUGACAACUGGCCAUAUUCUGUUGGUCAAUGAUAGUUUGGUUGGCUACUGGCGAUAUUAUGUUGGUCAAUGAUAGUUUGGUUGGCAACUGGCUAUAUUCUAUUGGUUAAUGAUAGUUUGAUUGACAACGGGCGAGAUUCUAUUGGUCAAUGAUAGUUUGAUUGACAACUGGCUAGACUUUAUUGGUCACUGAUAGUUUGAUUGGCAACUGGCGAUAUUCUAUUGGUCAAUUAUAGUUUCAUUGACAACUGUCGAUAUUCUAUUGGUCAAUUAUAGUUUGAUUGGCAACUGGCGAUAUUCUAUUGGUCGAUGAUAGUUUGAUUGACAACUGGCGAGACUCUAUUGUCAAUGAUAGUUUGAAUGACAACUGGCGAUAUUCUAUUGGUCAACUGACUGUUUAAUUGGCAACUGGCGAGACUCUAUUGGUCAAUGAUACUUUGAUUGACAACUGGCGAGACUCUAUUGGUCAAUGAUAGUUUGAUUGACAACCGGCUAGAUUCUAUUGGUUCAAUGAUAGUUUGACUGACAACUGGCGAGACUCUAUUGGUCAAUGAUAGUUUGAAUGACAACUGGCGAGACUCUAUUGGUCAAUUAUAGUUUGAUUGGCAACUGGCGAUAUUCUAUUGGUCAAUGAUAGUUUGAUUGACAACUGGUGAUAUUCUAUUGGUCAAUGAUAGUUUGAUUGACAACUGGCGAGACUCUAUUGGUCAAUGAUAGUUUGAAUGACAACUGGCGAUAUUCUAUUUGUCAACUGACUGUUUAAUUGACAACUGGCGAUAUUUUAUUGGUUAAUGAUAGUUUGAUUUACAACUGGCGAUGUUUAAUUUGUUCAAAUGACGUCUAACGACUAAUGAAGUAUACAUGUUGUUUGGACAUGGUUGAUCAUGGAUACAUAAAACAAUCGAUAAAAACAAUACAAUUAUAAUACUUAAUGAUGUAAACAUUUAUUAUAACGUUGUUUAGAGUUAUGAUAUAUAUUUAAACGUUUAUAUUAUCUAGACAUGUAGAUGUACAUGUAGUAAUAUGUAUUCAAAUAAAUUAGAUGCUUG